AUGCUAAGUGCAGCAGAAGUCAUACUCCUUUUUGUUGCCACUACUGAGGCUGUGCUGGGACUUUUAGGGAAUGCAUUUAUUUUACUUGUGAACUGUACAGACUGGGUCAGAAACAAGAAGCUCUCUAAGAUUGGCUUCAUUCUCACAGGCUUGGCUAUUUCCAGGAUCUUUACCAUAUGGAUAAUAACUUUAGAUGCAUUUGCAAAUGUUUUCUUUGGGGAUAUGCUUAUGUCUAGCGAUCUAAGUGAAUGCAUCAGUUACCUAUGGGUGAUUAUUAACCACCUGAGUGUCUGGUUUGGCACCAGCCUCAGUGUCUUCUAUUUCCUGAAGAUAGCAAAUUUUUCCCACUACAUUUUCCUCUGGUUGAAGAAGAGAUCUGAUAAAGUUUUUACCUUUCUAAUAGGGUGCUUAAUUAUAACAUGGCUAGCUUCUCUUCCACCAACUGCAAAGGUGAUUAAACAUGUUAAAAUGCAUCAUAGCAACACAUCCUGUCUGAUCCACCACCUGGAUAAAAGUGACUUACUUAUAAGCUACUUUUUUCCCAAUACAGGAGUUAUUUUUCUCUUUGUGAUGGCGCUAACUGCAUGCUUCCUGCUAAUCAUUUCCCUUUGGAGACACAACAAGCAGAUGCAAUCACACGUCUCAAGAUUCAGAGACCUCAACACAGAAGCUCAUGUGAAAGCCAUGAAAGUUUUGAUUUCAUUUAUCAUCCUCUUUAUUUUAUAUUUUGCAGGUAUUUUCACAGAAACUUUAUGCUUGUUUCUCAAAGAAAAGAAAAUUAUAUUUUUAUUUGGUUUCAUAAUGUCAUCCUUGUAUCCCUGCUGUCAUUCAUUUAUCCUAAUUCUAACAAGCAGUCAGCUGAAGCAAACCUCAGUAAGGGUACUGAAGGGGUUAAAGUGCUGUGAGACUUGA
Molecule: messenger RNA, 912 nt
Organism: Phodopus roborovskii (desert hamster)
Lineage: Eukaryota; Metazoa; Chordata; Mammalia; Rodentia; Cricetidae
Product: taste receptor type 2 member 104
Exons: 1
Coding region: 1-912 (303 amino acids)
Biological process (GO): sensory perception of taste; G protein-coupled receptor signaling pathway; detection of chemical stimulus involved in sensory perception of bitter taste
Cellular component (GO): membrane
Molecular function (GO): G protein-coupled receptor activity
Source: RefSeq, a predicted model, not a curated record